Messenger RNA from Microstroma glucosiphilum, 2562 nucleotides. RefSeq lists its product as hypothetical. NCBI's taxonomy places the organism in Eukaryota, Fungi, Basidiomycota, Exobasidiomycetes, Microstromatales, Microstromataceae. Gene Ontology annotation, biological process: cytoskeleton-dependent intracellular transport. The transcript has 4 exons. Bases 106 to 2364 code for a protein of 752 amino acids. The record is from RefSeq and is a predicted model, not a curated record.
AGGUCUGCUGCUCCUUUAGCCCCCUCGUCGAGUGACUUCGGGCGGGUUCAAGGCAAGAGCGCUAGGACAUUGCCCCUCUCUACGCUCGAAGGGGGGAAGGCGGACAUGUCCUUAUCUCCCCACAGCGCCUCAGAUGAGCCAGCGAUGCCAUCGAAUGGGGAUCAAGACAAGAGCUCGCCUGUAGCCCGAUCUGCUGCUGGCUCUUCUCCGGCACCUCGGAGCAUCUCACAAAGAGAGGCAUCCGCCUUCCUCUCAUGGGUCAAAGCUGUCCUCCCUGCGCGAGCCGAACAGCUGAAGCAGCCAGAGGAUCUCGCGGAUGGCGUGGCCCUCUUCGAGAUACUGGCUGUCGUAGAUGCGGCCCACUUUCUCAAUCCGCACGCUCAGACAGGAGAGGCUAAUGGAGAGAACUACGCUCUGAAGUUGGGGACGCUGAAGAGAUUGUACAAGCUGAUGAUGCAAUACUAUACAGAAACUCUCCUGCUCUCGCCUCCCCCGGCCUGCGCCGAUCCCGACCUGAACGAGAUCGCUCGCUCUUCGUCAGUCACGGAGCUGUCCAAAUUCUGCAAGCUAGCCAUAGGCAUCACCAUUCAGUCGGAAGCGACGAAAGCGGAGCAUGUCCUUGCCAUCCAGACUCUCGCACAAGAAGACCAGCAGAGCUUGAUGGUGGUCAUUGAGGAGGUUAUGAGCGGCCAGUCAAGCAUUGCUUCGCCUCCCGCCUCUGCAGUGGCGCCAUCUUCUGGCGGCGAGACUGAGGGUCCAGAGCUACAGAGGCUACGAGCACAACAUACCGACCUAGAGAAGCUUUAUCUCGCUCUUAUGGAAGAUCAUCAAACUCUCAAGGCGGGGCAGGAGGACACGCAGAAUGAGAAGGAAGUCGAAGAUCAGAACUCCGAGCUCAUUGAUCGCAAUGCGGCUCUAGAGAAAGAAUCCGCCAAAGUCAUUGAGUACAAGCCUUUGAUCGAGAAGUACAAGGAGCAGAUUGCCGAUCUUACCCGGAGGAACGGCAGUCUGACAGAGGAGACGGGCACGCUGAAGUACAACCUGGAGCAGAGCGCUUUGCAGCUCAAAAGCUUGGAAGAGGCUCGUACAAGAGAUGCUGAAGAGAUCGAGCUGUACCGCGAGAAGGUGGAGGAGAUGGAGCUCGGGUCCUCCAAAGACGCAGCUGCAGGGAAAAGUGGGGGCGAGGUUCCUCUCGACGCUGAGCUCGAAGAUACUCUACGAGGCACGACGACUACAGAUCUCAAGCUUCGCAUACAUCAGCUCUCACGUGAGCUCAAAAGCGCCAAGACUCAAGAGGCCGAGAGUUCUGACGCCCUCGUCCUCGAGAAUCUUCUGGAGGACAGUCAAAGAAUGAAGCAAAGAUAUGAAGCUGACUACUGGAAAGAGUACCGACUGCGUCUACAGCGUGACGGAGAGCUGGACAAGAUCCGUACCGGUGGCGAAGGGUCACUAGCUGAUGGGCCUGAGGCUGCUCGAGCUCUACGGCUGCGUCUAGCAGAGGUCAUUACUGAUCUCGAUAGCCUUAGAGCAGAGCAUGCUGAGCUGAGCGUCAAGUACGAGAGCAACGAACAAGAGUUAGCCAGCGCCCGGGCGGAUCUAGUUCUAGUCGACAAGGACAAGCUCGAUAUUCUCGCCUCGUUGCGCUCCACUGUGAGCCAAGAGGGGGCAGAUUUGGAAGAGAAGGUCAAGACGCUUGAGCAGGAGUUGCGCUCUGCGCAGGAGCUGGAGAAGAGCAUGAGCUCUCAGAUACAGGGCUUGCUGAUGGAUAAGAUUUCCCUUAUGGAGAGCGGGGCGGCUGGUAGGUCAGAAGGGCCUACCAUAGAGAGGACCUCAUUGUCCCCAGAUGACCGCGAAGGCCUGACUACGAAGAACAAGGAGCUUGAAUCUCGUCUGCAAGACCUGGAGGACAAGAUGAGAAAGGCGAGGGCCUUCAUUCGUCAGCAGGACAAGCUUUUGCAGGAUGCCAGAAAGGGCACAGCGUCGCAGAAUGGCGGAGACGCGAACGGAGCAGGAGUAAAAGCAGAUGAAGAGCUUCGCAGAGAAAACUCCACCCUCAAGCAAGAGCAAGCUCUAAUGCUCUCCGCCUUCCACCAUCUCUCCUCCUCCCGCACAAGUAAAAACCUCAAUAUACUUGCCUCUCUCCAUCCUCACUCAGGCGCAACCGCAUCAGCUCAAAAUGGCAAUGGAGGAGCAAUCGAAGGAGUAGGGGGACAAGGACGAGGAAGGGAAAGGGGAGGGGGAGGCGGAGUAGUCCCGCGUUUGGGCGGAUUGGCGGUAGAGGCUAGUGCGCCGCCCCCGAAGAGUUGGUUGGGACAGCAGAAGAGGAGGAGCACGGGGAUUGGUUGGGUACUGGGUAGGAGGUAGGAGGUAAGAGGUAAGAGGUGAGAGGCGAGACGAAGUGAGGUCCUGGCCGAGCCAGGCGAGGGAAGCAGGCAAAGAGGCGGAGAACAGGUUUCGAGGCACGACGCAUACCAUGUUGAUACCCACGUUGCGAUCGCAUCGCAAUGCAUCAAUCAGACUUAGAUCAGAGUACGCCUUUGCUAGAUGUGCGAUUGACCAGAG